CGGAAUCGAUAUUCUUGUACGGUUGAGUGAUAGGGACAUCUGGCGCAUGCCCAAUGGGAAGGGCUCCGUUUUCCCGAGCAACAGCUAUAACAAUCUCGCUCUGUUUCUCUUGCUCUUUCACGAGCCAGCUAGUUAGCAGGAUUCGGCAAGGAAAUCAGAUAUGCAGCUGGCUACGACGAUGGCAGUUGGCUCCGCCCAUUUCAAUAAACGGGGACCUUUUCCCGACGGAGAGAUCUAGUAAGCGCACACUUGGAUGGUAGUGUUGGUGAGAGAAAAACGAGUGGUGAAUUUCUCAUACCAUCUGCUCAGGGGUGGUGAAUUCGAGGCCUUCUUUGUCCGUUGCGUUUGUGCCAGUUGCGAUUGGCUGCCUUCACGGGCUGCGUCUGUGGGAAAGAGAGCCAGCUAGAUCGUGUCGUUCACUUACUCCCGUAGCAAUUAGCGACCGGGGAGGAUGAGAUUGGAUAAUGUGUCGUUAAUGCAGCAAACUGGUUCCCCGAUACCAAUACUCGCUCAGCUCUCCGGAGGGCGAGAGCAAACGAUCGUUCGUUCCGUCACGCAAGAGGGAUGUGUGUUUAAAGUUUAGUUAGGCACUUCAGUCGAAUAUUGUUUGAAAGCCAAAUAGUAGUUAUUCCCCUCUGCAAACAGUCACAUCUUGUUAUUCCGGAGAGGCAGCAGGCAGACAAAGUUUGUACAACAUUAUAAUAUAUAAACAUAAUAUAAUAAUAAAGCUUUCGCGCGCGCGGGUGGACGCUUUUCCACGAGUUCCAGUUCGAGUGCACUUUUCCGGUGUUUUCCCGCAUGAAAAUUUCACGGUACCAUUUUUCGGCAGGAUUUACGCGUAAUCUGUGUUGCUAAUUUCGCGCAACGUAGGCUGUAAUCCGUGAGCGUGACUUGGAGGCCACCCAUCUUCGCUGCCAGUAGUUGUGUUGAUCCCUUCAAGAGGGACGAAUUUUCGGUGGAGACCCCAGGAGGAUUCCCUGGUGCGACACAUGUGAAAACUGGGAGCUGAGUGUGAUGUUAUACUCAGAGUGGAGCUCACUCGCAGUUUUCUGAGGGACUACCAAAUCUAUAUCGUGCCGUGUCACGCCGCACGCAAUCCGGUACGCAUCACGAGAAAAAUCUUUCGGUAGAAAAUUUUGGCCGUUCCACGUUGUUGGUAGUGGUGUACUGGCGUCGGUCGUCUCGUCAGCAUCAGAACCAGUGACGUUCGUCGUUUUGCAGGAGCACUCUCCCACGCCUUCGAGUCGAGUCCGGGAGAUUCCGACGAUUCUGGCAGAGGCUCUUCGAAGCCUGUUCGCACAUAUUUGCUUUUUCAAUCAGUAAAACGACACUGACUGGUGUUUGGGUUGUUGCAACGAGUCAACAUCCAACCGAGCCAAGGGAAAGAGCCAAAACUCCAAAAUUCGCUUAAGCCUUGAUCCAAACCAAACUGAACGUCGAAGUUGAAGAAGACGAAAACCUGUUGAACCGCGCCAACCCACUCUCGAACCAGAAACGGAACACCCGUGAAGGAGUGUGUAAAAUUUGUUUGCUUGUUCAACUUGGAACGCUUGAGAACGCCAAGCAAGGCCGAUGAAGAAAGAAGGACCCCCGUGUGUAUGUUUGUAUGUGUACCUGUGUAUGUACGUGGAGAAAUAGUUAAGUUUUUGUGUCCACAUCAUACAACUAGCAGGAAGGAGACUGAACGGUUUUGUGACGAAACUUCGACGGCCAUCGAUGUCGGUUUCGGUGUACUUAAGAUAAUACCCUGGGCAGUGUGAGUCCUUCCCGGACAAGAACGGCUAGGAUUUUCGAAGUGGACCCCCGACCAGGGCGAUUGUUUGUGUUUAUUAUUGAAUUUUAAAUCGAAUCGAGCCCAGUCAUUGCAUGCGGGGAAAGUACGGGGAGCUGAAGCAAUUGGGUAUCGACAGUGACAAGUGUGUGAAAACAAACACGCCCGCCUCAUCGAAGAUAACAGCGCUACGCAUUAACAGCCGGUGUUUUUGGUGGCAUUGAUAAGUGUGAUACAAACAAUAUAAUCCAGUGCCGGGAUUCGAUCUCGACGUCGCUGACAGAACAAGGAAGGAAAGGGAAUGCGAGAAGAGAUGAUUGAUCUGUUGCUGAUCAGAAGCGAUAUUAUAUAGUGAUUUUGAUUGAUUUGUUUGUGCUCAGCUUAGAGCGAAAGUUUGAAGACGUUUUGUUUUAUGAUUGAAGAAUCCACCAGCUGAGUGGAGACUAACGAUAAGAAUAGGUUCAAAUUGAGUGAAGUGACAAUGCAGAAACUUUAUCCAGAAACGUCUAUCAACAGUACGAGCAUGGCCGGCGGUAAUAUGAGCCCUAUGGCGUCGACCUACAGUAUGAACAGUAUGGGCAUGACAGUGGGCGGCAUGUCUUCAGUGUCGCCUCAAAGUGCUAGUUUCGGGGCAUCGGUUCUCGGUAGCCCGGGGAUGUCGGGAAUGGGCGCUGCCAUGAAUACCAUGUCUAGCAACUGCCUUACAAGUGCUCCAAUCGGAUACAGCUCUAUGGGUUCUCCGAUCCCCAACAUGGGAUCAUGUAUGGGUGGAAACGGUAUGAGCUCAAUGGCGGCCAUGAGUGGGUAUUCUAGUGUAGCAGGUAGUCGAGAAGUUCUGGGAGAUCCUGGUUCUCCAAACGCUGCCCUCAAUCGAAUAAGGACCGAAAAGCCGGCGGCCACUUAUCGACGAAACUAUACCCAUGCAAAACCUCCAUACUCGUACAUUUCCCUCAUAACAAUGGCCAUCCAGAACAACCCGCACAAGAUGCUAACGCUAUCCGAAAUCUAUCAAUUUAUCAUGGAUCUGUUUCCGUUCUAUAGACAGAACCAACAGCGAUGGCAAAACUCGAUCAGGCAUUCGUUGAGCUUCAACGAUUGCUUCGUAAAGGUUCCGCGAACUCCGGACAAGCCCGGCAAGGGUUCGUUCUGGACUCUGCACCCGGAUUCGGGAAAUAUGUUUGAAAAUGGCUGCUAUCUGAGGCGGCAAAAGCGAUUCAAAGACGAAAAGAAGGAGUUGAUACGUUCCAUUCAUAAGAGCCCGGUCAGCAGCCUAGAAGCGUCCAGUCCAGACAAGAAAGACCCCCAUGAUGAUCACCACCAUCAUCACCAUCGGGAUCAUCACAAAAUCACGGCCGACACUCACGGAAUGCUGAACAGUGCCCACGGAAAGGAUGCCGAUGCACUGGCCAUGCUUCAUGCUACGGCCGCCGAUCUUUGUCUAACGCAACAAUCUCACCCGCAGCACAGUGCCCAUCACCAGCAGCUCCAGCAAGAGGAACUGUCCGCCAUGGUCAAUCGAUGCCAUCCGUCGCUGCUCAGUGAUUACCACUCGAUGCAUCUCAAACAGGAACCCGCUGGCUACACACCCUCUAGUCACCCAUUCUCCAUCACCAGGCUGCUGCCGACCGAGUCCAAGGCCGACAUCAAGAUGUACGACAUGAGCCAGUACGCCGGCUACAACGGUCUCAGUCCCCUGCAGAACUCGCACGCUGCGGCCGCUGCCCUCGGACAGGACAGCUACUAUCACCAGAGCCUCGGGUACCACCAUGCAUCGGCGGGUACCACCAGCUUGUGACAUCAGUAUCCCUUGGCAUAAGUAAAGCUCAAGAACUACUACAACUGCAACGGCGUCGGAGGAGGAAACGGCAGCUCCAACGGUGUCCAUUUCGGUAACCACUUCGGUAACAAUGGUAACUCUUCUAUCAGUAGAUCAUCCUGUAGCAGCGAAACCGAUCAGGGCUAUCCCUUCUAAAUGCCAAAUCGGUUCCUUAAAGUUAUGGUAAAAGUCAAAUACGUCAAUGGUUAGAAAAGUCAUAUUCCUAAUCGAAAAACAGUCAAAGUCCAUUGUUGUUUGUCUUCAGCUGAAGUUGUCACUCAUCUGCAAACACAGAUCUCAACAGCCUCCCACUAUCGAUCAGUUGAGCUUUGUCAUCCUGAGCCGGAAAUUGAAAGCUUCCAGUUUGACCCGAAAACUCGCACAAACGAUCGACAACGCCCCCACAAAUCACUCCGAGUUCAGAGUUACCCGAAGAGAAUCUCCGCGCGCACAAUGAUGUUUGUCUUUUGUAAAGUGCUCAGGCAGCACUCACGGCCCGUCAAGUGCCGAUCUUCAGAUAACUAAUUCAACACUGGAAAGAUCACUCGGUAGCUGCUGACUUGGGUCAGUGAAAAGAAACCAGUCGAUUUUUUUUCGGCUACCGUUUGACCUUGGUGGAGGGUUUCGAAGCAGAAAAACUCUUCAUAUUAGUUGAAACAGAUUAUGACCAAAUUUUUCAACCAAUUGGUAAAAGUCCACGUGCCUUCAGGAGAGGAUCGAUCGCUUUCACAAACAAGAAACAAAAACAUAACAACCAACAACAACCGGUCUUGGAUAAAGUGGAUCCGUUGUGACCGAAAAAAAACCAAAGUUACAUGAAUAUUUAUACAGAUGGUCGUUGCUUGAUACUUACUUCUGUGAGUCGUCCCCCGCGUUUUGUUAUUUUGUGGCUGUGAGGGAGAUCAGAGCAGUAAUUUGACUGUCUUUGGGCUGUUCCAUUUAAUCACGGAACAGAACAUUUUGAAUGGAUUUGGUGAAAAUAUUUUUCAACAGUGCCACCCAGCUUAAAAAUCAAAUUUCAUUCAUUUUGCUUUUAAGCAUCAGCAACAUUAUUCGCUAUUUUUUUAGAUUUAUUUUUCUUUCGAAUAUCUAUUUCCUGGUCUGUUCAAGAGUUCUAAGCCCAUUACAAAAAACGGAGCCAAAUUUUGAGAUAACUCUAAGUGGUUACUAGGAACAUUGUAAGUGUGAAACCUACCAUCUCACCGGCGUUACAAUGACUGUCUUUAUUUGGCAUCAGGGCGGCUCGCUUAGCCAAAGGAAAUAGGAGGAAGUUCGAAUUCAAAGAUCGGGAAAACCUCGAUUCUGCACUUCAAGAUUUAUUUAACGAAUUCUACAACAAUAAGCAAAAGCUAAUAUCAACAUACCUAAGCCAAAUUCAGUAUCAUGGCAGAAAAAUGGAGCCAAACAAAAAUCUUAAAAAAAAAUUCCGCAUGGUUGUACCUCAUUUGCACGCCAACGCUAUAGCAUCAACCAAUGCUAAUACAGUGCUUUUAUCGGAUUUUACCAGUUUCUGCACUAAAGCAGCAACUAAUUUCGCAAAACCUGGCUCACAGGGCUAAUAUGAUGCACAUAAUCAAGCUCUUUAGUCGCCGUUGGAGCAGAAUUGGUGCUUGUUAUUAGUGCUUAUGGUUACUCAGGUACCCAACAGUGUGGUUUACCAAGGGUGGCCUUCUGGUUGCAAUGUUUUGAAGCUUCCAGGCUGCACACUGAUCAGCGUUGCCAGAUUUCAAACCUCUCAAAUCCGUUGGUUUGGCGAAAAAAGAAAAACGUACUGAUUUUGAACUUGAUGACCUUUUUUGGUCGUCAUGUAGAACUUUCGUUUCUCCGUAUAAUUCUUGACAAUUUUCGAUAAUUCGUAGAAAAACCUUCAGGGAAAACUGAAUAUCCGUAGAUUUCUAACAUCGAUCCGUAGAUUCGAAGAAGUGCUCAAAAUCCGUAGAUCUACGUAGACAUCCGUAGAUCAGGCGCUGUCAUUGGCUGCAUUAUUUGGAAAAAAUCAUCACCCAUCAUUUUCCCUCACUGAUAUGUUUGAAAACUGCAUUUACUCGCGGCCAAUCACUACAACCUCCAUGGAAGUGUUAUAAGACGCUUCAAACAUUAAAGCGAGAAUUUGACUUUGCUGUGAUUUGUUCAAGAAGCAACGUGAAAUCCCUUUUUUUGAUGUACAUAGCUCUCAAAUAGGAUUGAGGUUCUUUAGAAAAAUGCGCUUAAAUUCCAAAAACCUAAUCUCUGUUGUGAUCAUUUUAUUGGCAUACUGUCGAAAGGCGUUCUCCACUUCAUGCUUUAUGUAAUUCGACACUAUUUGUGUAAUAUGAAUCUCGUGAAAUAACACGAUUUUGGAACUAAUCUGGCUAGAGACAUUUUUCUGGAAUAUUUAAUUACCUUCAUGGCUGUCUAUAAAAUCUGGCAUUUAUAUUGUUUCCAGUGAAUUUUUUGAUUUGGUAGUGAGUGCACCACUUUUUUAUGUAUUUUUCGAAUCAGAAUUGUUCAAUUUAAACUGUGAUGUUAUGAGGAAGUAUCCUAACUGAUACAUGCAGUACGUUUAAAGCCCCAAUUUAAAAUGCAUGAAAAGCGCCCACUCAUUCCCAUCUUUUUUUUUUUAAUUUGUAACAUUUAAAACGAUUGAACUUUUAAACUGAAAAAUGUUCUGAAUCAAAGCAAUCGUAACAUUCCCUUUAAUUCAUCCACGGAAUAUCUUGGUUGAAUUAAAGGGAACCAUUCGAUUGCUUUGAUUCAGUAGAAUUAUUCAACCAAGUGGGCUCACAACACAUAUUAGAGUGAAAAAUGUUCAUUUUUAUUUUUAUAUAUUUUGUUCCAUUUCGUUAACAAAACCUAACCUCAUAAGACCUAAACGGUUUGGGGGGGAAUUUUUCAACCCGAGAACCGUCUCAUUCAACCGUCUCGAUUCAAGAUGGCAGCCCCAAGUUUUGCGGCUGAAAGCAAAUUAAAUUGAUGUUCAAGAAUUGACGAAGUGAAUCAAAUAUAUAUCAAACAAACAUACCUAACUACAUACAAACGUACAUACAUACGUACACACAUACAAGCAGACACAUUCUGGUGUUCCCCCAUUUCAUUCGCCAGACGAGAAGGGCUACAGACACAUUUCAUCCCCCCAUGGUCGUUGUCGUCGGAAAUUUCGAUUGAAGCAGGCUGCGGGGAUGAAUUUGUUUGUCUUUGUGUAUUUUGAGUGGUUUGUUUGAUGGUGAAGUUUCGUGAAACCAGCGCGGGCAUCGGGAUGCCGAAUUUUGCCUACCUCACAUUUGAUGUGGGUUUGUUUUAAGAUGGCUGCUGGAAAGUACUUUAAGCCGGAUCGAUAUCUCCUCGAUUGUGCUGUCAGAUUUAGGGAAAAUAAGGGAAAAUGGACCCAUUUUUCAAGCAAAAGUUAAGAUUCAGGAUAUGGGUUUGGAGCUCACGGUACAGGAUGCAAUAAAUGUUGGCAGAUGAAAAAGUGACGGCAAAGUUGGAUACAAACAACCGAAAACUUCAUCAAGUGUUGUAGAUGAUUCAUCAAAUGCGGGACACCGCGAUCGGACAAAUUUAGCAUCGUGACAAAAGUGUCACACUCUAAAGCGGGCCAUAGACUACACAAAUUGGCCUGUACAAAUUCGAUGAUUCCGCGUCGAUUGUUUGAUCUAUGCUCGCCCACACACUAUACAAACAUAUUUCACGCGAACACAAAUGAUUGCUGGCGAAAACAGCAACAGCAACAAAAAAAACCAUCUCCACCCCGGCUGGGAGAAUGUUUUGUACAAAAUAUUUCGAUCCCGACCGAUUUUACUCCAACCGUUUGGGCGCUCAUUCAAGCAGUGCCAUACACUAUGCAAAUCGUGCUCACUGCGACAAAAUUUCAUCGAAUUUCAUCGCAUUUGUACAAAUGUUGUGUAGUCUGUGGCCCGCUUAAAACAAAACAUCACCUCCAUUCAUUCCACAUGCUAAAAGGUGUUGAUUACCUUACGAUUUUACAGUCUCCCCUUCACAAAGUCUCCACACCUCAUUCCGGCCAAGCCCUUCAAACUAUUGGCUUUCAAUUUCCGGCAACAUACAGCGAAAAGAGAGCCGCAGCAACAACAAAAAAUGGAGAAACUCCAUCUUUUCGCGCGCCUCAAGCCCCUUGUUCGAUUUGGCCGGGGGGAAACAAAAAUAGGAAAAAUGGUGACGCUCCCAUCCACCAAGCCAAGAGACAUCCAUCGACGGCCAGCAUUUGUCGUCCCAAAAGAGAAGGAAAAAUUCUCAUUAGAGCCAACCCGCUAAACAAACAAAUUAACCGUUUAGUUUUAAUUAAAUUAUUGGAACGCAAACAGCAGCAGCGGGCCAAACCCCGCGGAUCUUUCAGCUGAACACGUUCCGACCUAAAACAGGCCAAGUGUGGUGCGAAUCUGUUACCACCUUUGGUCUUGCUGUUUUUUUUCUUUUCGAAACCUAACCAUUCACAACGAUUGUAUUUGACUUCUACUAUUAACUUUUCCGAAACAGAAGAAAAUCUUUCCCAAGCACGGUUGCCAGUUGUAGGAAACUCGAGUUACGUGUCAAUCGAGAGAAGAUAAACAACAAUAACACUCAUUCGAAUAGUGACCAAGGUAGAAAGAAGAUCAAUCCAAUCGCAAUGUAAAAACAAACAUAGAAAAAAAAUCGUACAUCAAGCUUCUGGUUUCAGUCCAAUUGAGCGAAAAAUAAUCAAAACUUUCGCAAACAGUAUGAAUGGCAACACUGAAGGGUAAUAAUCGAAACGUGCAAUUAGAUGCUAAGCAAGUUACGGUUGGGGAGAUACUUUUAAGAAUGACUGCUCAUCGCAUGUUUAAAAACAAACAAAAUCGAAUUAUAUUGAAAAGUAAAACAUAAAAAACAGAGAAUAAAUAAUAAAAACCGACCAUUUCCCCAUUAAUUUUUAGUAGAAUAA
Messenger RNA from Uranotaenia lowii, 8484 nucleotides. It is a transcript of the gene fkh, whose product is annotated as protein fork head. The record is from RefSeq and is a predicted model, not a curated record. The transcript has a single exon. Lineage: Eukaryota; Metazoa; Arthropoda; Insecta; Diptera; Culicidae. Gene Ontology annotation, molecular function: RNA polymerase II cis-regulatory region sequence-specific DNA binding; protein domain specific binding; DNA-binding transcription factor activity, RNA polymerase II-specific. Gene Ontology annotation, biological process: cell differentiation; regulation of transcription by RNA polymerase II; anatomical structure morphogenesis. The coding region runs from base 2253 to 3566 and encodes 437 amino acids.